Messenger RNA from Fusarium sp. VM40, 6054 nucleotides. The record is from the annotation of a GenBank genome assembly. NCBI's taxonomy places the organism in Eukaryota, Fungi, Ascomycota, Sordariomycetes, Hypocreales, Nectriaceae.
AUGGACCACGACAUGGAUAUGGCCCUUCACGCGGGCCUCCAAGCGGACAUACAGAACGUAGACUCGGGCUUGCGAAACCCCAAUCUCGAGCCUCACCACGACCUUCGUCACAUUCCUCAACAAUACAAGCAUCAACGAUCCCAUAAUCACGACUACGACGACGGCAGCGACCGCGAAAGUGAUCCUACACCCCAAGAUUAUCUCCACGACCGGCUGCCUCACGACCAUCGCCAUCAACACUCCGAUUCCUCUCAUUCCGCCACUCCUGCAUCCCAUCUCGACUACCGCAGCGCCUAUUCCCACCCUCCUGUGCCUCGCGCCGACGACCACGACUCGCUUCCCACGGGCGCCCAUCAUGCUUUCACCCCCGUAAAUCCCGACGACUUCUACAAAAGCUAUCGGGCAACAAAUCAAAACCAUAUUGAGUCCCUGUCUAUGGCCGCUGCGGCCCCACGUCCGUCAUUGCGCUCAAACGGUGAUGGCUCUACGCCAAAACAUCCUGUUGUAUCUCAAACACAAACCAACAUGCGUUCCGCAUCAAAUCCUGUCGACAACAGACCUGCCCUUCCGGGCUACAAGCCUACUGGGACUCACCCCAGCGUGAGGGAUCUGAAAAGGCGUUUUGAUCAAAAUGGUGCUACCCCUUCGUCAAUUCCCCGUGCCCCGUCGCAUACGGGGAAUGCAGCUAAAACUAGGCAAGAUGUUGGUGCCAGUCCACAACCUCGAAACGGUGCGACGUCUUACUCGACAUUACGUGACGGUUCCAGCACACUCAAUAAUCAAACAGCAUCUUCAUCAGCCCGUUCUCAAAGAUCAAGAUAUGUCGCUGAGGACCAGGUUUCUAACAAUUCUCAAUCAUUUGCAAGUCGAAUAGGGAAACCACGAAAUACUACUAGCGGGAACUCAAAUACCUCCAAGUCCACGUCCAACUUAGCACCAGGGUCUCCACAACAACAACAACAACAGCAAACGACUUCUUCUUCCAUCUCCACCACACAUUUACGAUCUCAAGGCUUACUGUUCGGCGAGAUUCUUCCCGAACAGCACAAUUUCCCUACUGCUGGUUAUGGCAUUGAGGGCGUCCGCCCACGGAGGACCUCUGAUUCCAGCUUGCACCAUCCCUUUAGCCAUCAAAGAAGUCUAUCAGACCCACCAGAUGUCCCCGAGCCUACAUCUCCAAGCAUCUGGUAUCGUAGCCUUAACGGCGACGAAAACGACGGGCAACCGGCUCCAGCCCCUCAGAGAGGUCAUAGGAGGUCCCAUAGCGACGUUCCCAAGUCCCCUGCACUACUUCCAGUCUCCCGAAAAGCACCCUCUCGGAAACAGCCCACCACCAAUACCUCUACUACCGGAUCGUCGUCGAAACUGCCGCGCUCUGUAAGAAACUUGAAUAGUCCAAGUGAUUCGGCACCUUCGUCAAGAUCGAAUUCUCCUACUGUCAAACGACCACAGGUAAAUGGCCGGACAUCACGAGCAGGAACUCCCACAUCGAGAGCGAAGACUCCCACAACAAGAUCGAAGACGCCCACAACGAGAUCGAAAACUCCAACAAGGGCCAAGACACCCACCCAGAGCGGCGCUACUCGAAAAGCGGCACCUCGAAAUCUUGUCACACCAACGAACAAUAAUCGUCUUCAGGCCAAUAUCAUUGCGCCUCCUCCGAAGCUUUCUCCUCCCCUAAGGAGUUCUCGACCCCGUCAACCAGUUUCUAUGGCUACAACAGCAAGCUCACGAAUGAGAGCAGUGGAAAGGGCCAGAUCACCAAAUCCGACGUCAAUACCACAGUCCAGGAUUGCCGAGCCAUCGUCCCGUCGGCGAAAGAUCUCCGUAGGGCCAAUCGAUUUCGAACAGCGCCGAGAGCAUAUCCGACUUGCGUAUACUAAGUCUAUCCGCGAGAGUCAAGCAGUUGAAGCACGGGAAAAGGCAGCAGAUCGAAGGCGGAGGGAAAUGGAGGCUGCUGCCAAGGCAAAGGCAACCGCCACUGCCACUACUCCUUCGGCCUCGAGCUCGCCAGCACUUAGCAACCAUGAGUUACUAGAGGUCCCUGAUAUUCCACCAGUUCCACCUCUCCCGGAACACCAUUCAUCAUUGUCAGAUCCACAAGCCGGCCGUGAACCAGAGCUGAGCAUGGAAAUCCCGGAUGCUACCGAGGUUCAAACCGCCUUAGACGUGAUUGACCAAGCAAAUGCUCCCAGUCAACCUGAAGACCACAAUAUAUCUCAUAAUCAAGAUCAGGCAGAGUCUUACGACAGGCAUCCCUCGCCCUUUAUAGACGACCCAACAAUGAGCCCUGUGGAUAUUGCAAUGGCACUACCGCCUGCUUCAUUCAUGCUAUCUCUGAGCUCACAAGCAACGCCUACUGCUGAGUUUUCAUUUGAGGACUUUGAUUCACCAACUCUUGGGGUUCCUGGCAGCUUUCCAGCACUUAGCCCUCCCAUUGGAGCGCCAGAACGACCACAGACCGCAGUUUCGGUAACCUCAGAGACUACAGAGUUUGACAACGAACCUCAAACGACCCCGCCAAGGUCUGCGCAACCACCGCUUGAGGUUCCGAUCACAAUUGUCAAGCCACCCAGUCCACAAACUCAAAAGCCCGCGUCUCCUCCGAGAGUCGAGUACGAAUACCCGUUCCAGGACGACCCUGACUCACCAAUUCGGCCAAAACCCACAUCGAACGCACUACAUCAGGCUGCAAAUACGCCAUCCGAGCAUGAGAUUGUGGACGAGCCCAUGAUGCCUGGUGCGUUUGUUGUUACUCCCCAAGCAGACAGCCACUAUGAGGAUAUUGAGCCGUCGUACGAAACUACAAUCGCUAUUUUAGCACCCAGCGACGUUGCAAGACCAGUCGACGAACCUCAAGACACUGUGCCUUUCCCACGAAUCGAGCCUGACUGUGAAUCAGAGUGUCAGUCAGAGUCGGAAUACGAUGAAACGCCAGGACGCUACCACCGCUCGAAUGACGAUGAAGCCGUUACUGACAGCUGCACGGAAGACAUGGACGAUGCAAGUAGAAUUGACCACAGAUCGGAGGCGCCGUCUGAUGAUCGAGCCUCGUCACACCGGGCCUCUACUUGCGAGUCUAUCGACACUAACAACGAGCACCAUUAUGGAUAUGACGAUGAUCAACGCCCGGAAUCCACGAGCAACCUCAUGGUACCAAUAGUAUCGGCACCAAACCGAAUAAGUCAGCAGUCUACAUGGACAGACUUUUCGAUCAACAGUGGCGAUGUGUCUCCGGCGGUGCGCUCGCCAGUAUUCCCCAACAUGGACGAUGAAGACGACUCUGGGGAUCAUGGUCACGUCACGAUCUUUGAAACAACAUCUAUCCAUCGAAAUAGCCGACCUGUCGAGCGACCUAUGGAAAUCCGUCACAGUCAACCAGAACCUCGUCCUUCUGCUGAUUCGACUCGAUCACCGUAUCUAAGCCAUCAACUUCCUGAGCUAGACACUGGGGAUGGAUUCUCAAUUCCUUAUCUCUCCAACAGAGCCAGCAAGAGCUUCUCAUAUUUCCCAUCGCCUAAUCACGAACCUCCCCCAAUACCCGCUUCGACGACUGGCUCCGCCUGUAACUCACAGCGAGCAUCGGGUGUCUACUAUGAACCGUCACAAAGUGGAAGUACAUUUGUCAACUCUGAGCGAGGGUCGCAAGAUUACAUACCUAUGAUGACAACACCCCAGUCGGUGGAUAAUGCCUCCCUGUCCACAAAUAAUCAAUAUUUUGCGGAUUCGGCUACUCUGAACGGCGAUGGAGCCUCGGAGACGUAUGACAAGCAUAGUCCCGCAGGAAAGGAGAAGCAGCGCCUUGUCCAGCGUCGCAACGUUAUCAAGGAGCUUGUGGAUACUGAGGCUGUGUUCGUACGUGAUAUGAACAUUGUUGAGGAGAUCUACAAAGGGACAGCAGAGGCUUGCCCUAGGCUAGACGGCAACACUGUGAAGCUCAUCUUCCGAAACACAGAUGAAAUCAUUACAUUUCAUACAUCGUUCUUUGCUCAAGUUAAGGAGGCGGUUCUCCCGGUAUAUGCCAUGCAGGGCCGCCGGUCAGCGCUUGCCAGGGAAGGCACAUUAAUGUCAGAGCCUUCUCAAUUCAAUCCUGCUGACAUUGAUGAUGCUAAGGAUCGUACGGUUUUGAUUGGCCCUAUCUUCAAAGCCAAUAUGGAGAAGAUGAAGCUGGCCCAUGAGGGUUUCCUCAGAAACAGCGACGGGGCUGCGAAGCGUCUCAUUCAGAUUCAACAAGAUCCUACGGUCAAAGUGUGGCUCAAUGAAUGCAAUGAAGUUGCAAAAGACCUGACGGCCGCCUGGGACCUGGACUCCCUCUUGAUCAAGCCUAUGCAACGCAUCACUAAAUAUCCCAACCUCAUCAUUACAUUGCUGCAACACACGCCUCAUGAUCAUCCUGACCGCGAAGCUCUCGUUGAGGCUAAAGAAAUCCUCGAGACGGCUAUUAUUGAGAUCAACAAGACUAAGAAGAAUUUCGAACUUGUUGGUCAGAUUGUCGGAAGAAAACGAAAGGAAUCCGAUGUCAAGGCAGGCUUCGCACGUGCAUUUGGCAAAAGAGUUGACAAACUACAAGCAUCUGGCACUCGCCAAACCGAAGAUUCCGAGUAUGGCAAACUUAACGAGAAGUUUGGCGAUGAUUAUUUGCGGUUACAGGUCGUUCUUCGAGAUGUUGAGUUCUACACCAGACAAGUUUCGGCUUAUGUGCAUGAAUUCUUGCAAUAUCUCUCCUCUAUUGAAUUGAUCAUGAGGCUUCAGCCAGGGAACUAUCCUGAGCUGGAAAGCAAGUGGGUUCAGUUCAAUAUUUCAAUACGCGAUCUUGAAAAGGUUGCACUCGAGGAACAUCUAUCUCAAGUCCGAAAACAUGUCAUUGAGCCCUUUGAGCAUGUCAUCAAGGCAUACGGCAACCCGUCACUUGCUAUGAAGAAGCGACAGAAGCGCCGCGUGGAUUUUGAGCGGUAUGAACAAUUGAAGCGCGCAGGCAAGAGCCCUGAUUCCAAACUCAACGAGCUUGUCGAGCAGUACGACGCCCUGAAUGACACUCUUAAGAAGGAGCUUCCGAAGCUGUCUGCUCUGACUGAAAAGGUGGGCAACAUCUGUCUUGGCAACUUCGUCAACAUCCAGACCAACUGGUACGGCAUCUGGAAGGACAAGAUGAAGGUGGUGCUCGGUGACACUCCCGAUAUGCCAGACCUUAAAGAGGUUGUGGCAACCUUCCAUCGAGAUUUCCCGUACGCGCAAGAGCAGCUAGCGAAUGUUGGUAUCCUCAACCCUAUGUAUCGUGGAAGAGUUUCCCAGUCGACUACGCGAAGCACAGACGAAGCGUCAUCGCUCAGGAUGCGGUCACGUCCAUCCGAGAGUGAUUCACGGGGUCGAGGACAUUCGGUCAGUGGUGAACAGGUACCAAGUGUUCCAUCGUCCGAAUUUGCCAAGCGUCAUAGCGGUUCCUACACAGCGUCGCCAACUACUGUUGCGGCAGGAAACAUUCCUAGUCCAAACCAGUAUUACUACCGUGACUUCUAUGCGGGGAUUAACAACCACCAGCAAGGCACAGCGUCGCCCAUAUCUCCAGAGCUUCCCGGGAGCACGCGUUCUUUUGCUGCUUCCACAAGACCGAGCACAGGACGAAGUUUUGACUCUGGUGGAAUUCCACGACAGAGCUCGGAGUCAGCUACGCAGCAUCUCCGAGACUCGCACACCACAUACAGUUCGCAAAAUCAAUCACAAGAGGGACGACGGUUCUCGGGGCUGUUCCACUCUGCACUGCCGCCAGCUGAUGAACUAGAGGAUGGUACUCGAUCAUCUCGAGCCUCUUCAAGAGAGCGAGGGCCGGUGGAUGAUGGGUAUAAUGUGCUCUGGCUUGCAGCUUCGCUCUUUGAGUUCAACAUUGCUACAACGAAACAUGAAGCUGGCUACCCAUACUUGGUGUACCAAGCUGGCGAGAUUUUCGAUGUUCUUGGCGAGAAAGGAGAGCUCUGGUUGGCGAAAAACCAGGAUGAUCCAGACGACCGCGUCGGAUGGAUCUGGUCAAAACACUUUGCCAGGCUCGCUGAUUCAUAG